Molecule: messenger RNA, 2148 nt
Organism: Necator americanus (New World hookworm)
Lineage: Eukaryota; Metazoa; Nematoda; Chromadorea; Rhabditida; Ancylostomatidae
Exons: 18
Coding region: 1-2148 (715 amino acids)
Biological process (GO): cell migration; signal transduction
Cellular component (GO): Golgi membrane
Molecular function (GO): hexosyltransferase activity; receptor tyrosine kinase binding; signaling adaptor activity
Source: RefSeq, a predicted model, not a curated record
AUGAUUCGAAGUUCUUCAUUUUCUGUGAGACUCCGCGGCUCGGCAACUUUCGCACCUCAGCCAGAUUUGAUAUGUGGCAAAACAAACGUGUUGGAUGGUAAGGCUGGUAUGUGCUUUGGAUUUGUUUGGGAGAAAGUCCCAAGACGCCGAUCUAUUCUUCUUGUUAUCGUUCCCUUAUUAAUUCUUGCGGGAUAUGUGUACGAAACAAAGGAGACAAAGGAGAUGUCGAGAAUCUCUAAGCUGGGCGAACCACCUUCGGUCAUCCUCGCACCUCCGAAAAAUUUUUGUCAAGGAUUUCUUUAUCUCGUUGUUCUUUAUACGAGGAGUUAUUCUCUUUGUAAUUUUGUACGAGAAAAUUGUACGGAUGUUCGAGCUGUUCUUAAAGUGGACGACGACGCUAUGUUUAAUGCAAGAAAAAUGUUUGAAGAAAUGGGAAAUAUGGACGUCUCAUCCAAGCAACUUUACUGUGUAUACAGUUCUGAUUAUAAGCCAAAAAGAACGAGAUCUAAGUGGGCAGUAACAGUGAAGGAAUAUCCUCCCGAAUGGUUUCCGACCUAUUGCUGGAGUCCUGCAUACUUCGCUACACCCUCCACUAUUCUUGCCUUAUACAAUGUAACGAGCAAAGUUCCAUUCCUUUGGAUCGAUGACGUAUUCAGUACCGGAAUUGUUGGAGCUGCCGCUGGAGUAUCUUAUCAAAAAAUUCUUCACGGAAAUGCUGAAAUGCUUCGUAGAGGUGAAGCGCAUUUUACAGUCCUAGAGAGAAGCUGGAAUUAUUUUAUCAUCACUAUUAUCAUUAUUGCUAUUUCACCAUUAUUACUAUUAUUAUUAUUAUUAUUAUUAUUAUUAUUAUUAUUAUUAUUAUUAUUAUUAUUAUUAUUAUUAUUAUUAUUAUUAUCAUUAUUAUUAUUAUUAUUAUUAUUAUUAUUAUUAUUAUUAUUAUUAUUCGUAAACGAACCUUCGAGAAUCUCUGACGGGAUGUCCGAAGAUGUUUCUUAUGUUAUCGUUAAGUAUGAUUAUUUGGCUCAAGAGGAUCAAGAACUUACCAUUAAGAAGAAUGAGCGAUUGCGACUGAUUGACGACAGCAAGAAUUGGUGGAAGGUAAUAAAUGAUGCCAAUAAUGUUGGAUUUGUGCCGUCGAACUACGUACGACGUGAAUCUUUAGUGGAUAAAGCGAAAGGAACAAUCAAAGGUUUCACAAAAAGUCGACCAAGAGUGCCCGAAUUUGAAUCAGAUAAAUCUCCCCCUGCUCCUCUGACAGCGAUCGACGUUCGUUCCGGAUUCACUGGUAAUAAUAAUCAGAUCAAAAACGGUCAAGGUAGCCUCCCUGACUCUUUGAAGAUAGGCAUUAUGAGUUCACGAGCGAUUGUCAAGUUCUCGUAUGAUCCUCGAUUGGAGGACGAAUUGAAGCUUACCAGAGGCGACACUAUAUCGGUGAUCGAUAAGAGCAGUGACGGAUGGUGGAAAGGAGAGAGUAACGGAAGAACCGGAUGGUUCCCCUCGAAUUACGUGGAAGAAGUUGUGGAUCAGGUUCAUCCAAGCGGUAAUGGAAAUGAAGGAUCGAAUGGCUGUUCUAUUACCUCACGAACUCCGGUGACAGUUAUUUCGACACCAGCUGCAUCGACGCAGAGUAAAUCCGUGUUAGAGCGCGUCAAAGCCCUGUACUCGUUCGAUGCGUCCACUGUCGAAGAGUUAUCGUUUAGAAAAGGAGAGCUUUUGGACAUUAUUGACCAUCCUGCUCACGAUCCUGACUGGUGGAUGGCUCGCAAUUCAGUUGGUCAGCAAGGCCUCGUUCCAAAAAACUACAUUGAGGUAGUUUCGGCAAGCAAUUCAUCCGGUGGAGGAAUGAUGGAUCGUGAGCCGUGGUUCUUCGGUCGUAUUAGCCGGGACGAAGCUGACCGUUUGCUUGCAAAUGGAAGAGAGGGGGAAUUCCUUGUGAGAGAUAGCGAAAGUAAUCCUGGUGAUCUGUCAAUUUCAAUGCGAGGUGUUGAACGCAACAAACAUUUCAAGGUACAGACAAUUGGCGGGCAAUUACACAUUGGCUCAAGAGCAUUUCCGUCAAUGACGUCCUUAAUCCAACACUAUACAGCUAAUCCAAUUUUCUCAUCUGGCACGGAAAAACUGUAUCUAACGCGACCACUUGCCAAGUAG